Messenger RNA from Helobdella robusta, 1926 nucleotides. RefSeq lists its product as hypothetical. The transcript has 11 exons. Gene Ontology annotation, molecular function: protein kinase binding. NCBI's taxonomy places the organism in Eukaryota, Metazoa, Annelida, Clitellata, Rhynchobdellida, Glossiphoniidae. Gene Ontology annotation, biological process: centrosome-templated microtubule nucleation; protein localization to centrosome; centrosome duplication. Bases 1 to 1926 code for a protein of 641 amino acids. The record is from RefSeq and is a predicted model, not a curated record. Gene Ontology annotation, cellular component: pericentriolar material; centriole; cytoplasm.
AUGUCCAUGCUCGAUUUCGGCUCGCUACAUUGGGCUCGCAAGAAGGCACUGCCCAUUGUAAUCAGCAACAAAGGCCGGUCCGCAGUUCCUAUCAAGGCUUUCAUUACUAUGCUCUCACAGCCACGUCUCAAGUCACAACUCAACAACAACUACGAAGAUGUUGAUUCUAACUGCAAUGAAGAACAACAGUCAAAUUUUUUCUUUGUGAAAUUCGACGGUGACCAAACAAAUGCCGACUUUGUCAUCUCCGACUCCACGUCGUUCCUACUGCAGCCCCCUCCUCCCGAUCACCACCAGCCCCUCCCUACAACUCUUGCUAAGGAGGGGAAGGAACUGAUGAGUUGUUGGGACGUUGGUGGAAAUGAUGAUGAAAGCAUUGACUCGGUCAAGUUGAUGGUCAUGUUUAGAGCUCCCCAGGAACCGAAGGACGGAGAAGAGAUGAAUAGAACGGUCUCGUUGACAGGCAUGUUGCACGUCGAGACCGGUAGACAAUCAAGUUGUUUCUCUCACUUUGGAAAGAAAUUGCUCAAAGGAUUGGCAGGACUGGCGAGAUUGAGAACGAAUUUAAUGGUAGUUUUUGCUGUGCAUGCACUGCAUUUGGUGAGUAAAAGGAACGACCCAUCCCCCAGUGCCAUCGUCAAAAUAUUGAACUGUGGGUCCAUCUUCGUCGACGUCAGUCUGGAGGUACCCCCUUCCACGAAGAAAUACUUUAACCUCACCCCCUGCAACCUCAUGAUCGAACCUGGUGGUUUGUCCGAGGUCAAGGUCACGUUCGAUGCCAAGGACGCCGGGUGGAACACCAAGAUUGAAUGUCCCAUCUCGAUAUUUGUCGAACCUGACGGACCAGGGUACGAAAUUCCAGUUGUGGCUGAGGUACAAAAACGAGGAGGUAGCACUGAGGUGUUGAUGUGUAAUAGGGCUGCUAUCAUGUGGACUCCUCCAGCUGUUGGGCUAUCAGCUGCUGGGCUAUCAGCUGUUGAGGUAUCAGCUGUUGAGGUAUCAGCUGCUUCUAAACAGGUACUGUCUCUGUACAACACCACAGAUGAUAUUUUGAAGGCGGUCUUGGAGAUCAAAGGAUCGGCGUCAUUUCUUAUGGUGAUGUCUAAUGGCCGGAAGGAAAAAGAGACUCGCAGUCGUGCAAUCGUCAUUGAGCCGAAGCAUGAAUUUUCAGUCGUUCUGAAGUUCGCUGGUCAGGAGAGCAAGUCCUAUGCCGCCAUGCUCAUCAUAAGAGUCGCCGAUGUCCAAAAAUACAUCGUACCGCUCUUUGCAUAUGCUGGAAAAAGUAGAAUAGUUUUAGAAGAUCUCCCCAUCGAUCAGAACAGCUCUUACAUUACUACCGCUACAGCCACAAUUACUGCAGCCACAACCAUUACAGCUUCAAGUAGUGACAGUGGUCGCCAGGAUGAAAACAAGCUAGUCGUAAGAACCUGCAGCAUUAGAAGUAGCCAGUCACAGAAACUGAAUGUAACUGACGGAGUGCUAAGCGCUGUUCUGCGUCUGUAUUUCGGCGAUGAGAUAAACAGACAGUUGCAUAUAAGGAUUUUAGGCAAGAAAAGAAUAGGGACCUUGAACCAGCAAUCUGAGGAGGAACCAACAUCAUCAUCUUCAUGGAGCUUGAUGAACAGUGUAAGAUCAAUGAACUUUGCAGAGUCCUUUCCAGAUGAAGAAACCCUGAAGCCUGUUGAACAGAAAGCAGCUGCCGAGCUGGCCUCGUUACAAUUAUUCAACGACAACAUCAGUGUCGCGACACUCAUUCUUCCACAAUAUCUUCAACAGCUACUGAUGCACUUUACUAUGCCUUCCGAGCAACAAAUUUUGUUGAGACAUUUGUUGCAAGGACAACAACAACAUCAACAACAACAUCAGCAGCUAUCGUCCCUACAAGAAUCUCAGCAUCAGUCACAUGCACUGAGUAGACUUGGGUGA